Molecule: messenger RNA, 951 nt
Organism: Monomorium pharaonis (pharaoh ant)
Lineage: Eukaryota; Metazoa; Arthropoda; Insecta; Hymenoptera; Formicidae
Product: zinc finger protein 239
Exons: 2
Coding region: 1-951 (316 amino acids)
Biological process (GO): regulation of transcription by RNA polymerase II
Cellular component (GO): nucleus
Molecular function (GO): DNA-binding transcription factor activity, RNA polymerase II-specific; RNA polymerase II transcription regulatory region sequence-specific DNA binding
Source: RefSeq, a predicted model, not a curated record
AUGGUAGGUAGCAAACUGAAUAAGCAACGACGAGGUAGGUCGCGUGCCGUGCAUCAAUGUGUAAAGUGCGGAGACUACUUUCGUCAUACGCGAAAACUCGUGGAGCAUCUGAAGAACCUGCACAACAUCGACCGAGCGUUCAGCUGCGACGAGUGCAACAAGACGUUUCGCAGUCCGAUGAACAUAGCUCGCCACAAACUGAUCCACACGGGACUGAAGGUGUUUACCUGCGAUCUGUGCGAGUACAGUACCAACCAGAAGUCUAAUCUGGAGUGCCAUCGUCGCCGGCAUGCUAAGGACUAUAGCUUCAAGUGCGAAACGUGCGGCAAGGGCUUUUUCCACAGAACUGAAUACUUGGAACACGAGAACGUACACACGAACAAGAAUCUGUACCGCUGCGAGCAUUGCUGCAAGCAUUUCUCAUAUAAGAAGAACUUGUUGAUGCAUCUGGCGACGCAUCACGCCGGCAAACAAAUCGCUGCAACUGCGAGGAACGCGAAAACGAGGCACGCGUGCAAGUUCUGCCCGGAGAGAUUUGUGUACAAGAGACUGUUGGAAAGGCACAUGAAGAAUCAGCACGGUUUCGCGGACGCGCCGGUGAAGCACCUGUGCGACCUGUGCGGCGCGAAAUUGUCGUCGAUGAGACGACUGACGGUGCACAAACGCAAUCACGCGAACGAGAGGAUCUUCGAGUGUGACACAUGCGACAAGAUGUUCACCAGCAAGGAGAACCUGAGCAUUCACAAGCGGACGCACACGGACGACAAACCGUAUGUCUGCCCGCAAUGUGGUCGCGGUUUCACGCAGAGGACGUCCCUGGUGUUGCAUCUGCGGUACCAUUCAGGACAGAGACCUUACCAAUGUUCGGACUGUGGUAAGGGAUUCGUAUCCAACACUUUGCUCAAGCGGCAUCGCAAAGUGCACGAGAAGAUCACGCAGCCGAAGCUGUAA